AUGCAGCCAAAAAAAUCAAACACUCCAGAGCCUACCAUAAUCAGUGCCAACAGAGAUGAUGAUCCAAGUUUUUACGAAACUGUUAAAUCAUUGAAGCCCAGGACUAACAAAAAAAUGAAAAUGAUUAGUGGUGCACCACUCCCCAAAACGAGGACAAGUGUCAAAAAUAAUAAAUGUCUUUGGACAACAGAAAGUGGAAAAUGCUGUUCUUUUCCGUUUGAAUAUAAAAACAGAAUCUAUUCUUCCUGUAUUACGACGCCUGACAAGCCAAGACCAUGGUGCGCUACAGAAUUGUUCUACGAUUUUAAUGGCUUACACUGGGACUUCUGCAAAGAUUACUGUAGUCUUGGUCGAGAACUGUGUCUGUGGAAAGUUGAUGAUGGCUACAUAACAUGGAAAAAUGUCAGUCGUGAAGAAACUGCGAAUUGGAACAAAAAAGUCAAAUCAGCAUUGAAUGCCGAUCAUAAAGCAUUUGAAGUGACCCCUAGAGAGAAAGACGAAUUCAUAGUUAUCCUACCACUAGCCGAGUUUGGAAAUAUUUCAGUUCCAAUUGCACUUGAAAAUGAUCUGAAAGCUGUAACUGUCUGCGUUUGGCUCCAAACAAACCAAUCCGUUGUGGACAUAACAUACUGGACAAAAUUGGCGGAUUGUCCUGAAGAAUCAGCUCUUGGAAUAAAUCUCAAUAGCACCAUCACAGUUACUGUCUUGGAAGAGGAAUGGAAAGUCCCGUCAUUUGUUGCUGAUCAAGAGUGGCAUCAUGUUUGUCUGACCUGGUCUUCAUUUGGUGGAUUCCUCAAAGUUUUUGUCGACGGACUGAAACUUGUCAGCACGUCUGAUUCUAGUAUCGACACUCUGGACAUCAGAGGAAGAGGUCGCCUUACUGUCAAUUGCACCGAUGUUAAAAAUUCAACAAAAGUAGACGCGUGCGGUCGUACAAGUGAUCUUAACUUAUGGGAAGGUGCACUCGAUGAGGAAGAAAUUCAACGAAUGUCUUUAGGGUGUGGAAUGAGAGACGGUGAUCUCAUGGCUUGGAGGAGCAUGAUUAGUGGAGUCAUAGGAGACGCCCAUGUUCAUUACGAUACUUCCGCAUGUCGAGACGUGACUGGUAAGUGA
Messenger RNA from Pocillopora verrucosa, 1113 nucleotides. The record is from RefSeq and is a predicted model, not a curated record. Lineage: Eukaryota; Metazoa; Cnidaria; Anthozoa; Scleractinia; Pocilloporidae.